Molecule: messenger RNA, 1357 nt
Organism: Rattus rattus (black rat)
Lineage: Eukaryota; Metazoa; Chordata; Mammalia; Rodentia; Muridae
Gene: Rnf166
Product: ring finger protein 166
Exons: 6
Coding region: 65-778 (237 amino acids)
Biological process (GO): ubiquitin-dependent protein catabolic process; protein polyubiquitination
Molecular function (GO): ubiquitin protein ligase activity
Source: RefSeq, a predicted model, not a curated record
AGUCUGCCGGCCUGGAUAGGGGGCGGCGGCGGUGGCGGCGGCGGUGGCGGCGGCCUGCCCGGGCAUGGCGAUGUUCCGCAGCUUGGUGGCCUCCGCGCAGCAACGGCAGCCACCGGCUGGGCCCGCGGGCGGUGACAGCGGUCUGGAGGCUCAGUUCAGCUGUCCCAUCUGCCUGGAGGUGUACCAUCGGCCAGUGGCCAUCGGCAGCUGCGGCCACACGUUCUGCGGGGAGUGCCUCCAGCCAUGUCUGCAGGUGCCGUCCCCUCUGUGCCCGCUCUGCCGUCUGCCCUUCGACCCCAAGAAAGUGGACAAAGCCACCCAUGUAGAGAAGCAGCUCUCAUCUUACAAAGCACCCUGUCGGGGUUGCAACAAGAAGGUGACACUGGCAAAGAUGAGAGCCCACAUCUCCUCCUGCCUGAAGGUCCAGGAGCAGAUGGCUAACUGCCCCAAGUUCGUCCCUGUGGUGCCCACAUCCCAGCCCAUCCCCAGCAAUAUCCCCAACCGGUCUACCUUCGCUUGUCCCUACUGUGGAGCCCGCAAUCUGGAUCAGCAGGAGCUGGUGAAGCACUGCGUGGAAAGUCACCGUAGCGACCCCAACCGUGUGGUAUGCCCCAUCUGCUCAGCAAUGCCCUGGGGGGACCCCAGCUACAAAAGCGCCAACUUCCUGCAGCACCUGCUGCACCGGCACAAGUUCUCCUACGACACCUUCGUGGACUACAGCAUCGACGAAGAAGCUGCCUUCCAGGCCGCCCUGGCUCUGUCCCUCUCUGAGAACUGAGGCACAGCCUAGCCGCCUGCCUUGUUGGGGCAGAAGACACACUCCGGCCUCAAGGGACAGGGCUCUUGCCCUUCUGCCCUGGCACCUGCACAGGAGCGCACCUCACCGGGCCAAGUGGAAUUUUACACAAGGAGAGCUGGUCUCGGAACCCCCAGGGCUGGGAUCCUGGCUAGCUGGCCCCUUGUCAUCAAGCAGGGCCACUGGGUCCUGGCCAGCAGCAGUACUGGGUCCUCGGUGCUUCAAGGGGCAGGUGCUGGCCGCUGGGUUAGAGCCGUUGUCUGCCUUUCCCAGCCUUGAUGUCUGUGUGUGGAGAAGGAUAAGGUGCCCUAAGCUGUGCCCAGCAGGACCAAGGCUGCCAGCCCACCCGGUCCCUAGCUUCGCUUCCACCGUGAGCAUUUGGUACUGGCUUUUGUGAUAUUUAGGAACCCUGCGUUUUUCUAUCUUAUCCUGUGUGAUAAUCUUUUCACAUUUUCUAGAGCAAAGACAAAGCAGUUACUCUUCUAUCGCAAUACCUGUGUUUGACUAGGCAGAGCAGUAUUUUUAUGGAGCAUUUACAAAGUUAUAUUUUUUAAAAAAAAU